AAUUAUUCUCUUUAGUCGUUUUUAGUAUCCUAUAUUCUUCUCCAUCGUAGAAAUAAAAUUAUUUAAAACUUAACAAUGGAUGGUGUACAGUUUUAUAUAUUACAAUAAUAAACAUAGUUAAAAAAAAAUUAUGUAUUAUUGUUAAUAUAAAAUUCAACUUUGAUACUCAUAUGAUUCAUAAUUGUUAUCUGAAAUAAAUAGUUCACAUAAAUGAUAAUAGUUUACAUAAAUGAUAAAUUUAGUAUAAUCUAUUAAUUUUAUUAUCACACUGUUUAGUACAAUUUAUUAUUCAGCAAAAUGACUUCGAUGUUCUAUCAAUACGAACAAGCAUCUCAAAGAUCUAAACAAGUGGUCCCUCCACCAAUUCGAACAGAUAUUAGUACGGCUGGAUUCAUUCAAAUGAAAUUACAAGAUGACAGUCCGAUAUUCACUAAACAAAAAAUCAUUUUUUCACCUUCAGAUAAAAUUAUUCAUUUAGUAGUCAGUAGUAAUUUAAUUGUAAUAGCUAUGGCUAAUAAUGUUCUUCUUCGUAUUGAUAUGAAACAACCUGAUAAAGUAGAAGAAAUUGACAUUUCCAAAUACGCGGUAGGAAUGAAAAUAUCCAAUUUAUUUUUAGAUCCUUUAGGCUACCAUUUGCUAAUAACAUUAACAUCAAAGAAUGGAGAUAAUCCUCCACCAGAAUUAUUAUAUUUACAUAGGAAGACCACAAAAUUAAAACAAGCUGGAAAGUUCAAAGGUCAUGAAAUUACAGCAGUAGGAUGGAACUUUUCGAAUACUUCAGAGACAGUAACUGGACCAAUUCUUUUGGGCACUUCGAAAGGUUUAAUUUUUGAAACGGAGAUUAGCGAUGGAGAUAAAAUAUUUAAUACGAGCUUGGAACAAUAUUGGCGGCAGGUAUUUGAUAUAGGAAAGAAUAGUAAACCUCCAAUUACUGGUUUAGAAUUUCAUAAAUUACCUAACUCUGAUAAAUAUAUGAUUAUUGUGACUACCGUUAUGCGUAUUUAUCAAUACAUUGGAUCUGUACAAAAUCCUGAUGAAAAGCCAUUAUUACAACAAGUAUUUAACAAAUAUUUAAAUAUACAAGAAAGUUUCAUUGAAAUGAUAAGCUCAUUAACUUAUUCAAAAUUACAAUUUUUCUAUCCAUCGCUUGGUGCAUUACCAAAGUCAUUUGGCUGGUUGACCGAGACAGGUAUAUUGUAUGCAUAUAUAGAUCCAAAUUUAUCAGAUCCAAAAAGUGUAUUGGUAAAGCAACAGAUGAUAACAUGUCCUGAAACGAGUCUCAUGGGAAACAACAUAUCUUAUAUCAAUACUAUACCACUCUCUUUUGUAUUAACAGAAUUCCAUGCUCUAUUACUUUAUCCAGAUCGUGUGAAGGGCAUAUCGUUAUUAAAUCAAGAUCUUAUUUUCGAAGAUAUAUAUAAUGAUACAGUUGAAAAGUUACUCAAUAUUGUGAAAGAUCCGGUAAACCGCAGUAUUUGGGCAUACAGUGAAAGAGCAGUCUUCAAAUAUAAAGUAACCAAAGAAGAUAGAAAUGUUUGGCAGGUUUAUCUAGACAAAGAAGAAUUCGAAUUAGCUAAACAAUAUUGUAAAGAUAAUCCAGCAUACAUCGAUCAAGUACUAGUGAAACAAGCAGAAAUGUUAUUUAAAAAUAAACAAUACGAGGAAAGCGCUUUAACGUACGCAGACACUCACUCAUCUUUCGAAGAAAUUUCUUUGAAAUUUUUACAAGAGUGGCAAAUAGAAGCUUUGAAAAUAUUUUUAAAAAAGAAACUUGAUGGUUUGAAAUCACAGGAUAAGACUCAAAUAACCAUGAUCGUUGUGUGGGUAAUAGAAUUAUUUAUGAAUCAAAUGGGAGAAGUAAGAAGCAAGGAUAAUUCAUAUACACAUAAUCCUCAGUACAUAGCAUUGCAAAAACAAUUUGACAGUUUCCUCUCUAUGCAUAAAGUUGAGGAGUGUAUAAAGAAAAAUCGUAAAAUAAUUUAUGAAUUAAUGUCAAGUCAUGGUGAUAAAGAAAAUCUAAUGCGUUUAACAAUAAUGCAUAGUAAUUAUGAAGAAGUAAUACGACAACAUUUAUAUAAAAAUAAUUACUUAGAAGCACUAGAGGUAUUAAAAAAUCAAACUAACAAAGAUUUAUUUUAUCAAUUUUCUGGUACGUUGCUUCAAGAAUUGCCACGUCCUACCGUAACUGCUCUAAUUUCGCAAGGAUCUUUAUUGAAACCGUCAAAAUUGCUUCCGGCUUUAGUAUCUUGUAAUAGCGACGAAAAACAUGCUAAAGAGAUCAUCAGAUAUUUAGAAUUUUGUGUUUAUAAACAAAGUUGUCAGGAGCAAGCAAUACAUAAUUUUUUACUUUCACUCUACGCUCGUUAUAAAGAAGAAGAAGUUAUGCAUUAUAUUAGUUCGCAGGGCCAGUAUAUCGGUAUGGUACAUUACGAUGUACAUUAUGCCUUAAAACUGUGCCAGGAGGCUGGUUUAACAGAGGCAUGUGUACAGUUAUCAGCUUUGCUUGGUUUGUGGACAACGGCAGUAGAUUUAGCAUUGACGAUUAAAGUCGAUCUUGCCAAACAAAUUGCAGCAAUGCCCUCCGAACGUGACGAUGCUUUACGUAAAAAAUUAUGGUUAAAAAUAGCUGAACAUGUAGUACGUGAAAAGAACGAUAUACAACAAGUAAUGGAAUUUUUACAACAAUGCGAUUUAGUUAGGAUAGAAGAUAUUUUACCAUUCUUUUCAGAUUUUGUUACGAUAGAUCAUUUUAAGGAUGCCAUUUGUAAAUCCUUGCAGGAUUAUAAUCGGCAUAUUCAAGAUCUAAAAGAAGAAAUGGAAGAAGCAACGAAAGCAGCUGAAGUUAUUAGAAAAGAUAUACAAACUUUUAGAACCAGGUGCACUUUCGUAGAUGCGAGAGAUACAUGCAAUUCUUGCGACGUCCAACUAUUAUUAAGGCCUUUUUAUGUAUUUCCUUGUGGUCAUAGAUUUCAUAGUGACUGUUUAGUUGCUGCGUUAACGCCUAUGUUAUCAAUGGAUCAACGAACAAAACUUGCUGAUCUUCAACGUCAACUUACAGUUAUUUCAAAUAGAUCUGAAAAUACAGCGGCAGCUAGAUUGGCACCUUUACCUGUUAAGGACCAAAUUAAAGCUGAUAUCGAUGAAUUGGUAGCUUCGGAAUGUUUAUAUUGCGGAGAACUAAUGAUAGAAUCAAUCGAUAAACCAUUUAUAGAAGAAGAAGAUUAUGAAAGAGUAAUGAGAGAAUGGGCAUAAAUACAAAGUGGAGGUAUAGUAAAAUGUUUAAUAAAAUACGUAAUAAAAAUAUAAACGAUGAUGUUCGCUUUGUUUAAAUAUUAUUGUCUAUUCGUAAUUUAUACACCGAAAUAAGUCACUAUUUUUAAAGCAUUUUAUUUUUAUUUAUAUAAAAAUGAUAUAUUAUGAAAAAAUACAUGAAAUAUUAUAUGGUUUUU
Polistes canadensis is the source of this 3449-nucleotide messenger RNA. RefSeq names its product vacuolar protein sorting-associated protein 18 homolog (gene dor). Lineage: Eukaryota; Metazoa; Arthropoda; Insecta; Hymenoptera; Vespidae. Bases 298 to 3252 code for a protein of 984 amino acids. Gene Ontology annotation, cellular component: endosome; HOPS complex. The record is from RefSeq and is a predicted model, not a curated record. The transcript is spliced from 18 exons. Gene Ontology annotation, biological process: organelle fusion; lysosome organization; intracellular protein transport. Gene Ontology annotation, molecular function: protein-macromolecule adaptor activity.